AUGGACGAGAGUCUAGAAUGCCGUCUACGCAAUGUUUGUGAGGCGUUUUCAAAUAGUCGUGCAAUGAACAAACGAGUGCCAAGGAAACCUCGAGCGUCCAAGAUUUUGAACAGAUACAAGUAUUGUGCCAACACCGCGAUACCGACGAGAAACCGGUUCUUGCCGGAGAAAUUCCAAAAAUUUCGCAAAUUGCAUGUGAGCUGUGUGGAAAGUGCCCGUAAAGAGCUGGCUGGGUUUCAAUUGUUUUCCAGAGCAGAUUUUGACCACAGGUUAGGGAACAUCGUCACUGCAACGAAAAAAACCAGCUUCACCUGGAACUACGAGCGAUUUAGUCCUGUCAAGAUCGCUGCGAAGGGCUGGUGCUUUCGUGGGGUAAAUCUAGAUGGUGUCACGGUGAGUUUUCGAUGCCCAUGCUGCCGAGCGGACGUUUGCUUCAAGAUCGACGCGGAUCUCAACAGUCGUGAACUCGAGCAGGCGUACGUCAAGGCGUUGUCAAACAAGCACGAAAGAGGGUGUUCCUGGCGUAGGGCAGAGUACCCCCUGGAAAUAAACUACUACAUCGGCCGUGCAAGCAUUUUUUUGGAAAUCCAGCGCAUCAAGAGCGAACUUGGCCAAAAUGGGGCUGUCGACUUCGACGCCGGCGUUCUGGAGCCGUCCAUCGAGGCCAUGUUCGAAGCACGCAUGGAGCAGCGUGGUUUGUUGCAGCUUCUACUGCGAGGAUACAGGCCAGCCGGCCACCGGGUUGUUGAGUGCGUAGGCUGUCACUGUACCAGUUUUCUCGAUACGGUGCGCGAGAAAUGCGUGCACUACAGUUGGUGCAAAUACCAGGACGCGUCGCUUUUACCGCAGAUGUUGUCAGAGAUUGCUUGCUCGCCGGAAGAAAAAACACACCAAAGUCUCGAGGCCCGAUUGCAAUCACUCAAACUCCAGAUUCGCAAUAUCUAG
Lachancea mirantina is the source of this 945-nucleotide messenger RNA. The record is from the annotation of a GenBank genome assembly. Lineage: Eukaryota; Fungi; Ascomycota; Saccharomycetes; Saccharomycetales; Saccharomycetaceae.